UCUUGUAUUUGUAUGCAUACUAAGGCGUAUACUUACUUAUUUAAACUACUGAUGACUUAUACGAACUGAAGACAAAAAUAUCCUUCCGGCUGUAACUGGUCAAAACCAGCCCAGUGACACAGGGACACGACCAGCAGCGGGCAUUAGGCUCAGAGACGAAUGAAAUGUUUGCUAGGUUGUGUACAGCGGUGCCUCCACCUACCGGUGAUCAUGAGAUUUUUUUUAAGGUGCUAACAAAACCCGAAUACUGAAAUGUUCGGAAUGUUUCUCGUUUUAAACAGGCAACCUGACAUAUGUGAUCUAUAGACUAGAUUAUUGAAUCGAAUAGUGGCUUACAUAAGGAGGAAUCAUGUUAAUCCGAAAGCAGAAAAAGAGUUUACACACCAACGUUAUACACAAAUCUCCGGAAACGUCUUGGCGCUGGCAAACAACAUAUACCACAAGCCCCUGCCUGUCCACGUGACACAGCGUGGUCGUCGCGCUAGAGUCCUCGUUGCCAUGGAGAGGAUGGUACACGCCUUAUCUGGACAGACGACUUAAUUUAACGUUAUCUUACACACAACUUCACUAUCUUCAGUCCCAGACAACGGAAAAGGGCGAGCAGUCAUAGGAAAUGGCCUGAGAAAUAUAGUUUGCACAGUUGUAUAUGUGUGAGCUGUAUUCUUUUCCAUCUGGGAGAGAGAGGGAGCUGCAUGAACAAGGAUGAACCGUUAUACCACACUGAAGCAGCUGGGGGAUGGCACCUACGGCAGUGUGCUUAUGGGCAGAAGCAAUGAGUCUGGGGAGUUGGUCGCCAUCAAGAGAAUGAAGAGGAAGUUCUUCUCCUGGGAGGAGUGUAUGAACUUGAGAGAAGUGAAGUCACUAAAGAAACUGAAUCAUGCCAACGUGGUGAAACUAAAGGAAGUAAUCAGAGAAAAUGACCAAUUGUACUUCAUUUUUGAGUACAUGAAAGAGAAUCUCUACCAGCUGAUGAAAGACAGAGAAAACAAGAUGUUCACUGAAAAUGAAAUAAGGAACAUCAUGGUUCAAGUGCUCUCUGGUUUGGCAUUUGUGCACAAGCAUGGAUUUUUCCAUCGGGAUAUAAAGCCAGAAAAUCUGCUGUGUAUGGGUCCUGAACUGGUGAAAAUAGCAGACUUUGGUCUGGCCAGAGAGAUCCGUUCUCGGCCUCCCUAUACAGACUAUGUCUCCACACGAUGGUAUCGAGCUCCAGAGGUGCUUCUGAGGUCAUCUGUGUACAGCUCUCCUAUAGACAUGUGGGCAGUGGGCUGCAUUAUGGCAGAGCUCUAUACAUUACGACCUCUUUUCCCUGGCAACAGUGAGGUCGAUGAGCUCUUCAAGAUCUGCCAGGUUCUUGGCACAGUGAAGAAGACAGACUGGUUGGAGGGUCAUCAACUGGCUGCAGCAAUGAACUUCCGCUUUCCUCAGUGUGUUCCCACACCUCUAAAAACCCUCAUCCCCAAUGCCAGCAAUGAGGCUCUGACACUAAUGAAGGAUUUGCUGUAUUGGAACCCGAAAAAGAGGCCAACUGCUGUGCAGGCACUCAGGUACCCCUACUUUCAAGUGGGCCAGGUGCUGGGACCGCAGCCUCAAACCCCUGACCUUUGUAAGUCGCAGGUGAAAACAGCUCAUCCCAACAAGACCAAAUCUGAGCUGCAGUCAGUCUCUGAGCCAGCCCUAUGCUCUAAGUCCAAGGUUCAGGGCAGGAAUUCCCAUCAGCCCCUGCAGCCAAUCUCCCUGCCUCAGGCCCCCAUUCAGGCAGACCAUCAAGCUGAGCCUCUACCACUCAAUACACAAAAGAGGCCUGUGGGAAAUGAGAACAGCCUGAUGGGGCUGAAAAGUGGGCGGAGACGCUGGGGACAGACCAAACGCUCUGAUAGCUGGGACGAGUCAGAUCCCUCAGACACAGCUGCAUCCAACUCCAAAAAACCCAGCAUGAGAGCGGAAGAGAACAAACCCACCAAUGAGUUCACUUUUGAGCCAAAAGACCAAAAGCUUAUUUACACUAAUAGCAACGUUACGAAGCUACCGAGUAGCAUAAAAUCAAGCUCCAGUCUGCAAAGCACCUGCUCAGCAAGACAGCAUUACCUGCGGCAAUCAAGAUACCUGCCUGGUUUGAUAAGUAAAAGCUCCCCGUCAACUGUGGAAACAGAGCCCCAGAGGGAACUGUGGGACAAGUGGUCAACACAUCCAAAGAAACCACUUGCUCCCACUGAUGGAACCGCAGUUACUCGAGUCACCCCAGGAAACUUUAUUAGCACCACAUACAACCUCUCUGGAGGUUAUAUUCCAUCUUUCCAGAAGAAGGAGGUUGGAUCAGUUGGCCAGAGGAUACAGCUUGCACAAAUUGGAAACCAGCAAGCACAUGCUGAUGGGUGGAAAAAAAGCUCUCAAGUCAAAGAGACAAGUUACUCAGCCCUGGGGAAAAAUUCUGGCAACAUUCUCCCUCAUGCAGCUCCUGUCCAACCUGUCCAUGGUCGAGUGGACUGGGCAGCAAAGUACGGAAACCAUCGGUAGCACAUCAAAUUUUUACAGCCUCAGUUUGUACUAAUCUUCUCUAGCAGAGAAGUUUUAUAAUGUCUCAAACCCCACUGUGCAGACUGUUUUGUAGAAAAUGUUAUCAUUUUUGUAAAAGACAUUCACCAUAGAACUGAAAGAUUUUUUGUUUAAUUUAUCGACUCGGUGAAAAUAAAAAAAAAAUAAAAUCAUUUUAUAAUUGAGCUGCUCAUUCUAAACCAGGUUUUAUUUUAAUCACAAACACACAGAGGUCAUACUUGUGUGAGGUGCCUUGAAAAUUACAGUGGUGCUUGAAAGUUUGAAUUUUCUAUAUAUCUGCAUAAAUAUGACCUAAACAUAAUCAGAUUUUCACACAAGUUCUGAAACUAGAUAAAGAGAACCCAAUUACUAAAAAUUACAAUAAAUAAAUGACCAAGUAUAAUAUUUUGUGAGGAAAAUGAUCCAAUAUUACAUAUCUCUAACUGGUAAAAGAACAGUAAUGCUUGAAAGUUUGUGAACCCUUUAGAAUUUUAUAUCUGCAUACAUAUUACCUAAAACAUCAUCAAAUUACACACAAGUGCUAAAAGUAGAUAAAGAGAACCCAGUUAAACAAAUGAGAAAAAUUAUUAUACGUGGUC
Molecule: messenger RNA, 3131 nt
Organism: Ictalurus furcatus (blue catfish)
Lineage: Eukaryota; Metazoa; Chordata; Actinopteri; Siluriformes; Ictaluridae
Gene: mak
Product: male germ cell-associated kinase
Exons: 14
Coding region: 703-2514 (603 amino acids)
Biological process (GO): protein phosphorylation; intracellular signal transduction; intraciliary transport
Cellular component (GO): nucleus; cytoplasm; cilium
Molecular function (GO): ATP binding; protein serine/threonine kinase activity
Source: RefSeq, a predicted model, not a curated record